Molecule: messenger RNA, 984 nt
Organism: Hirsutella rhossiliensis
Lineage: Eukaryota; Fungi; Ascomycota; Sordariomycetes; Hypocreales; Ophiocordycipitaceae
Product: thioesterase-like superfamily domain-containing protein
Exons: 3
Coding region: 1-984 (327 amino acids)
Source: RefSeq, a predicted model, not a curated record
AUGGCUUCGGCGUCGAGCAAGGUCGGCGGCGUGACCUUGGCCGUGCGUCUCUUCACGCCCCUGGCUCUCGGUUCGGCGGGAUACGCCGCGUGGCGCGUCAACUGGCCUGUUCUCGUCCGGUCCUUUCUCACCGGCCCGGGCCGCACCUCGCGCGUUUUGCUGCUGCUCUUUGCCGCCUUGAACUGGAAGAACCUUCCGUUCGCAUGGACUUACCGUGUCUUCUACGCCAUCAUCUACCACAACGUCCUGCGCAAGUCGCCACAGCUCACGCCCCGGGCCCUCUUCAAGCCCCUCAUCUCCGAGACGCACGCGCCCCUGCUCGAGAUGGACUACAAUCUGCACAAGUCCAACUCGACCUACUUUACCGACCUCGACGUCUCGCGGAGCCACCUCGUCAGCUUCCUCUGCCGCCCGGGCCUCCGCAAGCUGGCGCACAACCCGGAGACGAAGCUCAUCCUCGACCCCGCCACCGACAAGCCCGUCCGCGGCUCCAUGGGCAUCAUGCUGGGCGCCGUGCACUGCAGCUUCAGGCGUGAGAUUGGAAUCUACCGGGGUUACGAGCUGUGGAGCCGCCUGCUCUGCUGGGACCGCAAGUGGAUGUACAUUGUCACUCACUUCGUCAAGAAGACGGCGGCCAACGGCGCCGCGCCUAGCUGGGAGAGCAAGAUCUACGCGACGGCCUUGAGCAAGUACGUCUUCAAGCUCGGUCGCCUCACCGUGCACCCUGCUGUUGUCUUGUCCGAGUCGGGACUGCUUCCGGAUCGCCCCGGCGGCUGGACCAGCGGAACCAACCAGCUCGGCGACGAGGCCGCCAGUGUCGCCGACGUCGACCUGUCCGAGGAGGGCGAGUGGGAUUGGCGCCGCGUCGAGGGGCAGCGCAGACAGGGCAUGGAGCUGGCCGCCAAGUUCCAAGCCCUCGACGGCAUGCACGGUCUCUUCGACGGGGGUGCCACCGGUGCUCUCGGCAAGUACGGGCCCUGCUGA